AUGGCUGCAAGGGUACUGUUCCAACGGCGCGCAUUGGCGCCGUUGGCGACCAUUGCUCUCAGCGGCAUGGCCUUGGCUCCGUCAACAAUUUAUGCCGAAGCUCCUAUUGAAUUCAAGAGGAAACCUAUAUACGAUGACACCGACUUCCCUUCGACUAUUCCUUCGCCUCUGACGCCCCCCAAAGCCCCAUCGGCUGCCCCAGUCGACGAGGAGACCAAGCCCAAGAAGUUGACCCCUACGGACCGCCUCGCCAUUCAGAUCGGCAAUGCCCGUCUAUUCCUCUACCAGUAUGCCGUGAAGGCUGAGGAUGCCGUCAACUCCACUAUGGACUCUGCCUUUGACCUCGAGCAGUCUUUCACCAAGACCAUUGCUGAUUUGGCACCUUCCCGGGAGAGUGGCGAGAGACUUAUGCCAGGAGCCAUCUAUGUCCUCGUUGCUGCCAUGGCCGGAAGUAUCGUUACCCGAAACCGAAGUAUCAUCCUCCGCUCAACUCUUCCCUUGGCUGUUGGUAUCGGUGCCGGAUGGUCUGUUCUGCCAGUCACAAUGCGGAAUAUCUCGGACCUGGUGUGGAAGUACGAGGAGCGAGUUCCUGUUGUCGCCCAGGCUCAUUUGAGCUUGCGCAACAGUAUCGAGAAGAGUGUCAGUUUCGUCAAGGUCCACAAGGACAUCGGAGCUCGAUACGUUGACGACAAGGUGACGGAUACGAGAGAGGCCCUCGAGGGCUGGGUCAAGAAGGGGAAAUAG
Messenger RNA from Clonostachys rhizophaga, 744 nucleotides. The record is from the annotation of a GenBank genome assembly. Lineage: Eukaryota; Fungi; Ascomycota; Sordariomycetes; Hypocreales; Bionectriaceae.